AUGGCGCUCCAUGAAUCACCGUACGCUCUCAAUGCCAUCGCCGACCAUGGAGCAGCCGUAUGGUCCGUUUCUAAGAAAAGCUCUCUCCCGCCAGCUUCCGUGUCGACAUUUCGAUUCCUCAAACGGGUGCUGGCUUCUCCGGAUGUAAACGCCGUGCCAGCGUUAGGACCGCCGUUGCCAUUUGCCGCAGGCCGUCGAACGUUUGGUCACCAGAGGUAUAUCCUCGUCUCUUCUCAUUUUCGUACUCAUCGAGUCCCUCCGAGUGUUACUCCAUCCAUCGUUAGAUCAGCCUCAUUCUUUACGACAUACACCCUCUUGAUCAUGCCCGCUUUCCAAACCGUUGUGCUCCUCCUUGGUGUUACCGGAGCCAGCAUCCUUCAGGCCAACGCUCACCAGCCCUUCAUGCCCGUGGCUCUACGACCAAUCCAACUGCUCCAAACACUGCGCAGUGCGCCUCUGAAGCAGAUAUUCUUAGCUGCUCAGACAAGCCCGACUCCUGGUGGACUCAUUCUGCAAACGCAGUUUUGGGAUACGUACACUGGCCUCGAGUCCCAAGGGAAGCUUCUUCCCAAGGGUAACUGGACUAUCCAUGGGCUCUGGCCGGAUAAUUGCGACGGAAGCUGGGAAUCUUAUUGUGACUUUGAGAGGCAGUAUGACGAGGAUCCAAGUCCCAAACAGGUCCGUGGAAAGACCGUUCCGCCUUACUCUGGCCCCGGCGUAGACACCUUUAUUACGGACUUUGGGCGCAAUGACCUCCUGAGGUUCAUGAAGAAAUUCUGGGUUUCAAAAGGCAGCUCUGAUGCGAGCUUCUGGGCCCAUGAGUUCUCCAAGCACGGCACCUGCUUCUCGACCUUUGACACGAAAUGCUACGACAACUACAAGCCACACGAGGAUGUCAUCAACUUUUUUGACACUGUCUCGCAGGCUUACCUCAAAUAUCCAACUUACAAAUGGCUUGAAGCUGCAAACAUUGUACCAUCCAACUCGACGACUUACACGCUCAAGGAUAUGGAAAGCGCACUCGAAUCGGCCAGUGGCGCGCUUCCUUACCUCGGAUGUCGUGGAAAUGUGCUCUCCGAGGUCUGGUACUACUCGCACGCCAAGGGCAUGGUCCAGGAUCUCCAGCUAACUCCGGUCAAAUCCACAACUAAAUCAAAGUGCCCCGCAACUGGAAUCCGGUAUCCCCAACGCUCGAGUGGAUCCGAGCAAGCUUAG
Serendipita indica DSM 11827 is the source of this 1215-nucleotide messenger RNA. The record is from the annotation of a GenBank genome assembly. Lineage: Eukaryota; Fungi; Basidiomycota; Agaricomycetes; Sebacinales; Serendipitaceae.